AUGAAAAUUAAUUAUAAAACAGGACACUUAGAAGGACCGGAUGGCAAUAAAAUCAAACUCCACUUUAACGAACCUACUUAUGAAAUACCUCCUCGAUCUGAGACUAUUGUAGAAUGUUCCGUCGUAAAUCCCGAAAUUAAAGAAGGCCUUAUAUUAGAUGAAUACGUUUCGGACAAAUUAUUACUCGCAAAUUGUAUCGUGAAAGUCAAAGAGAAUAAUAGAGUAAACGUAUCCAUUGUUAAUGUGUCAGAAAACCCAAUAUCACUAAAUCCAAAUAUGUUAAUCACUCUGCAUCCAAUUGAAUAUCAUCCAACAUCCAAUCUUGAACAUCAUUUCUCUGAAUCUGCUAUUGACCGCUCGAGAAGAGUAAUUGAAUCAUUACGCACAGCUCAUUUAAAUGAAGAAGAAUCCAAGUCCCUCUUUGAUAUUUGUGCCCAAUACAGUGAUAUAUUCCAUUUCUCAAACGAAUCAUUGACAGCAACCGACACUCUACAACAUGAAAUAAAUACCGACACAAAUAAUCCUAUAAGUGUAAAAACGUAUCGUUUCCCAGAGGCACACAAAAAGGAAGUACAAACACAAGUCGAAAAAAUGCUACAUCAAGGCAUAAUUAAGCCGUCUUCAUCUCCGUGGUCUGCACCUAUAUGGGUGGUACCUAAGAAAAUAGAUGCUUCUGGAACCCAAAAAUGGAGGAUUGUGAUUGAUUAUCGUAAAUUAAAUGACAUCACUAUAGGCGAUACUUAUCCGAUACCAAACAUCACUGAAAUCCUUGAUCAAUUAGGUAAAUCCAAAUAUUUUACAACUUUAGACUUAAGCUCGGGUUUCCAUCAGAUAAAAGUAAAAUCACAGGACACUAAUAAGACGGCAUUUAGUGUACCUCAAGGUCAUUAUGAAUUUACUCGUAUGCCAUUUGGCCUUAAAAAUGCACCAGCGACCUUUCAGAGACUAAUGAACAACGUGCUAGCUGGUCUUCAAGGUGAACGUUGUUUUGUAUAUUUAGACGACAUAGUAGUGUAUUCAUAUGAUUUAAAGUCUCAUAUUAAAAAUCUUAAGUCCGUAUUUCAAAAACUUCGAAGCCAUAACCUAAAACUACAAGCCGAUAAAUGCGAAUUCCUACGAAAGGAAGUGGGGUAUCUAGGCCAUAUUAUUACCGAACAUGGUGUGAAACCUGAUCCAAAGAAAAUCGAAGCUGUACAAAAAUUUCCAAUUCCCAAAUGUGCCAAAGACAUUAAGUCAUUUUUAGGGCUUGUGUCUUAUUAUAGACGGUUCAUUCCUGAUUUUUCCAAGACUGCAAAAUUGUUAACAAAAUUAUUAAAGAAAGACACUGAAUUCGAAUGGAAAUUUGAACAACAGCAAGCUUUUGAAAUCCUGAAGAGUAAACUCAUCUCUCCUCCCAUACUAGCAUAUCCCGAUUUUACUCAGCCUUUUAUUCUCACCUGCGACGCGUCUAAUUAUGCCAUAUCCGCCAUUCUAUCCCAAGGUCCCGUAGGCAAAGACAGGCCAAUAGCUUAUUCUUCACGCACCUUAAACAAGGCGGAAUGCAAUUAUAGUGUAACCGAGAAAGAAUGUUUAGCAAUAGUAUUCGGCACUCAAACUUUCCGGCCCUACAUCUAUGGUCGUCGGUUCACCAUAGUCACAGACCAUAAGCCCCUCCAAUGGCUCUUUAAUUGUAAAGAUCCUGGUUCCAGACUUGUGCGAUGGAGACUAAAGUUGGAAGAGUUUGAUUACGAGAUAGUUCAUAAAAAGGAAAAAUUAACACAAAUGCUGAUGCAUUAUCUCGAUUUCCAGUAA
Pieris macdunnoughi is the source of this 1791-nucleotide messenger RNA. Lineage: Eukaryota; Metazoa; Arthropoda; Insecta; Lepidoptera; Pieridae. The record is from the annotation of a GenBank genome assembly.